Molecule: messenger RNA, 5635 nt
Organism: Sinocyclocheilus rhinocerous
Lineage: Eukaryota; Metazoa; Chordata; Actinopteri; Cypriniformes; Cyprinidae
Product: immunoglobulin-like and fibronectin type III domain-containing protein 1
Exons: 27
Coding region: 154-5049 (1631 amino acids)
Biological process (GO): sarcomere organization
Cellular component (GO): M band
Molecular function (GO): protein binding
Source: RefSeq, a predicted model, not a curated record
CACACAGCUCAAAGGAUUUAAUACCUUGGACAACUUGGAGGCAGCACUCAAAUAUCAGAAGAGGCCAGAGCACUUUGAAAGAAGCAAGAGCGGAGCACAGAGAACUGUGAACAGAGAAGCUUCUGAAUUCUUGAGCCAUUGGACUGCAUCAAGAUGAUGAAAAAAGCCAAGGUUUUAGAUCCAACUGCUGCCGGGCAAGGCGGACUGGAAAUUCUACCUCUCAAGAGACAAGGCAUCAAACGGAGAUCUAAGGUUCCCGGUGUUAUGAUUACACAGUACAUUGAGGAACUUCCUGAGGGGAUGACAACUCCAGACUUCACACGUAAACCCAUCGCUUUAACCAUUCAAGAAGGAAAACUAGCCAUUUUUAAAGCCAAAGUGACUGGAAACCCAGCAGCCACUGUAACCUGGAAAAGAGCAAAAGGAGAAAUGAAUGAUCCCCAAAAGUUUCAGAACAAAUAUGACCCAACAACUAAUGAACACACUUUGGAGAUACCUAAAGUGAGCAGUGAUGAAGCCGACACUUACAAAUGCUAUGCCUCAAACGAAUAUGGAAAAGCUGUUUGCACUGUUGUCCUAAAUGUAAUUGAAGUUGGAUUCAAAAGGAGCAAAGAAUUGCAAAAGGCUGACGCAGCUCCAGCAGGUGACCCAACAGAGUUGAGAAAGAUGCUCAGGAGAGGUGCUGGUAAAAAAGUUGAGGAGAAAAAGGAAGGUGACAUUGACGACUCUGUAUGGGAAUUGCUGCUGAGUGCUGAGAAGAAAGACUAUGAGCACAUUUGCAUCGAGUAUGGCAUCACUGAUUUCCGUGGCAUGCUGAAGAAACUGGCCAAGAUGAAGAAGGAAAAAGAAGAGGAGCAGGCACAGUUCAUCCAACAUCUCAGUAAUCUCAAGCCCAUUGAGGUGAAAUCUGAGGAUGCUGCAACCUUUGAACUGGAAAUGGAGCUCAAAGACCCCAACAGCCGCAUUUUUCUGUAUAAGGACGGCAUCAUGAUUCCAUUCAGCAAAGACAUUGAAGGCGAAAUAAAGCACGGUCUAAAACAAGUUGGCAAGAAGUACAUCUUCACUGUUAAAAGUCUCAAUCCAGAAGAUGCCGGAAUCUAUCAAGUGGAUGUUGAGGGUGUCAAUAUCUUUUCAACGGAUUUCAAGAUUCCCCCUGUGGAGUUUGCCCUGAAGAUCAAGGAGGUGACGGCCCAAGAGAGAGAGGAUGCCAUCUUUGAGUGUGUUUUAACUCAGCCCGUUAGUAAGAUUACUUGGACCCUAAAAAAUACACCUCUCUCUAACAAUGAAAAAUAUGAGAUUACUUGUUCUGAAGAUAAACUGGUCCACCGUCUGAGAAUUAUUGAUUGUAUGCCUUUGGAUGCUGGAAUCUAUGCUGCUAUAGCUGGCAUUAAGUCUAGCAGUGCUUGGCUGAUUGUAGAAGCUGACAAAGAUCCUGCAACAAAGGGAAAGAAGAAAGCCCGUAAAACCACUCAGGCAGGUGGUGGUGGUGAAGACUUGCUGAAGAUAGCUGCUGAGCAGGCAGAGAGGAACAAGAAGGAGAUAGCAGAAGCUUUGGAGGCUGCUAAGAAACUCCAGGCUGAAAGAGAGGCAGUAGAAGCUGAAGCUAAAGCCAGAGCUGCGGCUGAAGCCGAAGCGGCAAAAGCGGCAGCACAAGCGGCAGCAGCGGCAGCAGCUGCCGCAGCUGCGGCUGCUGCUAAAGCUGCACAGGAUGCACUUGCUGCAGCUAAAGCCAAAGGUAAAUCUGAGGCUGAAGCUAAAGCCGCAGCAGAAGCAGCUGCUCGGGCUGCAGCAGCUAAAGCCAAGGCCAGUGCUGAGGAGGAGGCCAGGAAGCAGGCUGAACUCAAGGCUUUAAGUGAAGGUCUGAGUGCUGAGCAAGCUGCUGCAGCAGGGGUUGCUGCAGCUGCUGCAGCAGUAAGUAUUGGGAAGGAUGGAGCAGCAGGUGGAGUUGGAGGUGGUGCUGCAGCUGGAGGAGCUGGAGGAGCCGGAGGUGCUGGUGGAGCCGGAGGAGCUGGAGGAGCCGGUGGAGCAGAAGGUGCUGGUGGAGCCGGAGGAGCUGGAGGAGCCGGUGGGGCUGGAGGAGCUGGAGCUGCUGGUGGGGCCGGAGGAGCUGAUGGUUCUGGAGGAAGCGGUGGUGAGGGAGGAGAUGGAGGAGACAAGAAGCGUCAAAGAGCAGGACCUCUUGUACCAGAGACUGUCGUAGGAAACUCAAACACACCCAGCACAGUUCCAGAUGUGAGCAUGGAAGGGGAAGCCAAGGGCCGUACUCGUGUAAGACAAGGCCCACUGACACCAGACACAGUGACUGGUGGAGGUAACCCAUCAGAUAAAGAAAAACCAGCAGGGUCUGGCAAACCAUCAGGUUCCGGUAAUCCAUCAGGUUCCAGUAAUCCAUCAGAUUCCGGUAACCCAUCAGGUUCAGGAAACCCGUCAGGUUCUGACAACCCUUCAGGAUCCGGUAACCCGUCAGGGUCCGGUAGCGCUUCAGGUUCUGGGGACCCACCAGGCCCAGGGAAGCCACCAGGUCCCGGAGGCCCAUCAGAGGGCAGCACUGAAGCUACAGAGGAAGAAAAAGGAGCUGAAGAUGAAAAGGACGAGUCAGCUAAAUUUGGCAAGCGUUCAGGCCGUAAAAAACAAGACCCACAGGUUCCGGGGACAGUUGUUGAUCCUGGUGUUCACUUUUCUGCUGGGCUGGAAGACUGCAAAGCUAUUGUGGGAGAGGCAGCUGAACUUGUCUGCAAACUUAGCAGUGCUGACUGUAAAGGUGUCUGGUCCAAAGAUGGCAAUGAGAUUACUGCCUCCACUGAGGGUAUGACUAUCAGUAAAGAGGGAGUGGUUCACAAACUGACAAUUACUAAAGUAACAGAAGAAUUUGCUGGAAAAUAUCGAUUUGAGGCUGAUGGGCGUAAAACCGAAUGUGUGAUUGCUGUUGAAGAUCCACCAAGAUUCAAUGCCAAGGAAAUUGAAGCAUUUGCAAACCCGAUUGUGGUCAAACACAAUCAUAAAGCCACCUUCAAAAUUCCAUUUAUUGGCCAUGAGCCAUUCAAAGUCCAGUGGUACAAAGAUGGUGAAGAGCUCACGCCAGACUCUCACUGCAAGAUUGAGAUUUCAGAGGCUGAAAGCCGCCUGCUUCUCACCAAAUUACAGCGUAAAGACACCGGGGAAAUAAAAAUCAAAGUCAAAAAUGAGUUUGGCACAGUUGAAGCCAUUUCUAAUCUAGUGGUACUUGAUAAACCUACCCCCCCACUUGGACCACUGGAGAUCGUUGAAGCAUCUGCCAACUGCAUUGAGGUCAAGUGGAGACCACCAAAAGACAAUGGUGGUUGCCCUAUUAAACAUUACAUACUUGAGCGUAACCAAAUUGGACGCAACACAUGGAAAAAGAUAGGCCUGAUCCCAAGUGAAGCCCAUUACAGAGACACUGAUGUUGACCAUGGCAGAAGAUACUGUUACCGUAUCAGAGCCGAGACUGAUGAGGGCAUCAGUGAACUGAUGGAGACUGAGGAUGUGCAAGCUGGCACUAAAGCAUAUCCUGGUCAGCCAUCUGCUCCUAAAGUAGCCAGUGCCUUUAAAAACUGCAUUAACCUGGCAUGGACUCCUCCAACCAACACUGGAGGAACCAGUAUUUUGGGUUAUAACUUAGAGAAACGCAAGAAGGGCAGCAACUUGUGGGGCCAAGUCAAUCCAACAGAUCAGCCAAUCCAAGCAAAGAAAUAUGCUGUAAACGAUGUAGUUAAAGGAAUGGAGUACGAGUUCCGUGUGUCUGCCAUCAACAUAUCUGGAGCUGGUGAACCAAGUAUCCCCUCAGAAUUUGUGUUUGCCAGAGAUCCCAAAAAACCCCCUGGUAAGGUCAUUUACUUUAAAGUGACAGACUCCACCUACACUACCUUGUCCUUGUCUUGGACUAAACCAAAAGAAGAGCCUGGUGUUCAGGAUGAGGCCAAGGGAUACUUUAUUGAUGUCAGGCCUGCUGAGAACACAGAAUGGGAUCGAUGCAACACAAAUGCCAUCAUCAUGACCUCCUACACUGUAAAGGGACUGAAAUCAAUGGCCAUGUAUUGGGUUAGACUGAUCGCCGUCAAUGAAGGUGGAGAGGGUGAGCCACAGGAGCUGGAUAACUACAUCUUGGCUAUGCCUCCUCCAGUGAGACCGAGAUUCACAGAUUCUAAGAUCAAGAGCUUCAUGGUGGUCAGAGCUGGAAAUUCUGCACGAUUCAACAUCAACUUUGAGGCUUCCCCGUGUCCUGAUGUCAUCUGGCUUAAAGAUGGUUCCCCUGUGUCCAAACAUGCCACUAUAAGCAAUGCUGAGGGAGGCUCUCAGAUCCUGAUCCCAUCUGCAGAUCGCUCCGAUACAGGAAUCUAUACCAUCAUAGUCAAGAACAUUGUGGGACAAGAGACCUUCAGUAUUGAGAUUAGAGUUACAGACGAGCCAAAGCCCCCAGGCCCCGCAGAGUUGGAUGAGAACGUUCCGGGCACGGUGACAGUUUCCUGGGAACCAUCCCCAGACGAGAAACGCGAUGAUCGCCUGCAUUACAUGGUGACCAAGAGAGACUCCAGCAAGAGGACCUGGCACACUGUAGCUGACCGUAUCUUCAACAACCGUUUCACAGCAUGUAACAUCAUGACAGGGAGAGAAUACCAGUUCCGUGUGUACUCCAAAAAUGACAUUGGCCUGUCUGCCCCUUCGGAGUCACCAAAAUGGCUUAUCACAUGCAAGAAAGAAAAAUUCACACUGAACAUCCCAGAGUCAAAGACCUGCAACUUGGAGAGUCCUCCGAGGUUUAUGGUCCCCCUGAAAAUCCACACAUCCCCGCAAGGCUACGAGUGCUACAUGACCUGUGCCGUGAGGGGCAACCCCACACCCCACGUCACCUGGUACCGCAACAACGUCAGCCUCAACACUAACACCAACUACUACAUCACUAACACCUGUGGAGUGUGCUCCAUGCUCAUUCUCAGGGUUGGAGCCAAAGACAUGGGAGAGUAUAAAGUCAUAGCUGAGAGCCCGCUGGGAAGAGCAGAGUGCACCACCAAUCUGACAGUGAGAGAAUAAAACCUUGACAUGGGGAGGAUGUCAAAUCACUGUUGUGUUUUUUGGAUUUUAGGCCCUUUGUAGAGCUACAGCAUCGAGUAUUUUUGCAGAAAGAUGGCUCAUGAAAACGCUACACAGUGUGGCCUUAUGAGAAAAAAAUUGUAGAAUCAAAUGCAUGUGAAAAACUACGUAUCGUCUUACUGUGUUUAAUAGCACAAAAACCUGAAAACAUAAAGAAAAAAACUCUGUAUUGUGCCGCUUGGGUGGCUGAUGCUUAAUUCGCCAUGCUUACCUAAUCCUGUUUGGCAAUGAUUUUAUUUCAGCUUAGUUCAGGUUUAGGGGGGUUUUAUUGUUCUUGUACGCUAUUUAAUUAAUUAGUUAAUUUAUUCUUGGCUUUUGUGCACGUACGCUGCUAUUUUCACAAAUUCAAUUACAGUACACUACAGUACGGUAAAAAAAAAGUGUAAAGUGCUGAUUUCUUGCAUCCAUUUUUUUCUUUUUGCUUGUCUGGAAACGCUAAAGUGUAAAAGAAGCUUUUGCUUCUUCAGAUAUGCUUUAUCAGCAAAAAUGGUUUGGUGUAAAUAAAUAAAAUAUUCAGGUUCUUUGA